Eutrema salsugineum is the source of this 657-nucleotide messenger RNA. RefSeq names its product glyceraldehyde-3-phosphate dehydrogenase. Bases 239 to 592 code for a protein of 117 amino acids. The transcript has 2 exons. The record is from RefSeq and is a predicted model, not a curated record. Gene Ontology annotation, molecular function: oxidoreductase activity, acting on the aldehyde or oxo group of donors, NAD or NADP as acceptor; NAD binding. Lineage: Eukaryota; Viridiplantae; Streptophyta; Magnoliopsida; Brassicales; Brassicaceae.
GACUCAAAAAAAAGAGAAGAAAAAAUAAUUUUUGGGUCCUCAAAUAAUUUUUUUUUGGCUCCCCAAAAAACCAUUUUCCUCUCUUCUUUCUUCGUUAUCUCCAUCGAACUGCAAGUCGUCGAUUUCAUCAGGAUCCUUCGUCAGCGAGUUUCAGACGGUGGCGGAAUCUGACUUUUGGUUUCUCUAAUCGCUAGAUUUUGGAAAAAUCGGUCGUUUAGUCGCUAGAGUCGUUCUUCAAAUGGACGAUGUUGAGCUCGUCGCCGUCAACGAUCCGUUCAUCACCACUGAGUACAUGACCUACAUGUUCAAGUACAACAGUGUUCACGGUCAAUGGAAACACCAUGAACUCAAGGUUAAGGAUGAGAAGACCCUUCUCUUCGGUGAGAAGCCAGUCACUGUCUUCGGCAUCAAGUAUAUACAGCGAGUUUUGAUCAUUGUAUUAAGUUUGUAUAAGUUUAACUAUGAUUUGUAUGAGUUUAACUAUGAUUUUAGAAUAAGUUUGUAUGAAACUUGUAUUAAGUAUAAGUUUAAGUAUGACAUUGCACAUGAUCAUUGUGGCGAUGAGUUUGUAUGGGUUUGUGAAUGGGUUUAAAGUUGAUUCUUUGGUUUGUAGUUGAAGUUCAAAAUAAAUUUAUUGUAUAAGUUUUUUUUUAGAAA